Xyrichtys novacula (pearly razorfish) is the source of this 189-nucleotide messenger RNA. Lineage: Eukaryota; Metazoa; Chordata; Actinopteri; Labriformes; Labridae. The record is from the annotation of a GenBank genome assembly.
AUGGGUCCAUCUGGCAGCCGGAGAGGCAGCUUUGUGGAGAUCGGGUCCAAGACACACUGCUACAGAAGGGUCCUUCUCCGCGACACCUGCAGAAUACCUCCGAGCUCCCGCUGCCUGCCUGCUCGCAUUGUUCUACACAAAGUAUGGGCAUAUGCCACCACAACCUCUGCUCGUCCUCGCCCAAACCUG